This is a messenger RNA of Acanthochromis polyacanthus (spiny chromis), 7191 nucleotides long. Its product is annotated as kinesin-like protein KIF26A. Gene Ontology annotation, biological process: microtubule-based movement. Lineage: Eukaryota; Metazoa; Chordata; Actinopteri; Pomacentridae. The transcript is spliced from 8 exons. The coding region runs from base 90 to 4148 and encodes 1352 amino acids. Gene Ontology annotation, molecular function: microtubule motor activity; ATP binding; microtubule binding. The record is from RefSeq and is a predicted model, not a curated record.
GCCAACGACCAGGAGGCCCGGAGAACUCGCACUUCCUGUUCACUCUGCACCUCUACCAGGAGAGACAGGACAAGAGCAACAAAGCAGCAAUGUCUGGUCGGAGUCGUCUCCACCUCCUGGAUUUGGGGAGCUGUGAGACGGACAUCAGCAGGACCAGAGAGGGAGGUGGAGGUCAGUGUCUGUCUCUGUCUGCGCUGGGAAACGUCGUCCUGGCCCUCGCCAACGGAGCCAAGCACGUUCCCUACAGGGACAGCAAGCUCACCAUGCUGCUCAGUGAAUCCCUGGGCAACAUCAAUUGUCGAACCACCAUGAUAGCCCACAUCUCCGACUCGCCAAUGAACUACAUGGAGACGCUGACCACAGUGCAGCUGGCCUCCCGAAUCCACCGUGUCAAGAAGAAGAAGUCCAAGUAUGCUUCCAGCUCAUCCGGAGGAGAGAGUUCCUGUGAGGAGGGCCCAUCUCAUAGACCUCCUCAUCUUCGAUCUUUCCACCCUCGAACAGUGGCCCUCGACCCAGACAUCCCCCUGCUGCUCUCCAGUGAUCCUGACUAUUCCUCCAGCAGUGAACACUCCUGCGAUACAGUCAUCUACGUCGGACCUGGAGGGACAGCCAUAUCAGACCGAGAACUAAGUGACAAUGAGGGUCCACCUUCCUUUGUUCCCAUCAUUCCCUCCCUGAAUAAGAAGCGGGUCAAAGAUGCACCCAAGACUGAUGGCGAUCACUUUAAGUGUAACACAUUUGCAGAACUGCAGGAGAGACUCGACUGCAUUGAUGGAAGUGAAGGCCCAAACACAUUCAGCACAGAGGGCAAAGCAGCACAAGCAGCAGCACUUAGGACUCGGAGUGGAGAUAGUAAACUCUCAGAGACAACAUCUCCACCCAAAUCUGACAAAAACUCCUCUGAGAGAUUAUUAGAAAGCACAAAUAAACCUGAUCAGGAACAGUCCAGACUCCUCAUGGACCCUUCAAAAAGGACGAGUGCAGAUGGAGAGAAACUUUCAGCUACCCCCGUUCAGCCAUGUGCAGUAAAACCAGGUGGGACUUUCUCCCAGGAUUCAGAGCCUGUGGUGCGAGAGAAGGUCUACCUCAGAGGAGGUGUGCCUAAGCCAUCUGCCUCACCAUCCUUACCCAGGACAUCCAGGACAGCAGCUCAGCCUGAAGAGGGUCUCAGUAGGACUCCCCCAGUGGGUAUGACUCAGCAAGCCCUGAGGCAAUGCCAACCACCAGAGUCGCCUAACAUGGAAAGACCAUAUCAUACAAAUAGAUACCCGGCAGAGGUCAACAGCCUGCGGGCGGCUCUGUUUGGAAGGUGCCUGGACAGGGAUUUUGUGAGGACUACACUCACACUACAGCAGCCUGUGGAGCUGAACGGAGAGGAUGAACUUGUGUUUACGGUCAUAGAGGAGCUUCCGCAUGGCCUUGUCCCGGACAACGGCCGCCCCUCCAACCUCCUCAGCUUCAAUAGUGACUGCUCUCUGCAGGCCUUGACCUCUGUCUCUCGCCCAGUCAGCAUCAUCAGCAGUAUCAACGAUGAGUAUGAUGCUUAUACAUCUCAGCAAGGAGCUGCAGGAACUGUGGCUGACAUCAGCACCGACUACCAGGAAAUGUUGUUUUGUCAACAUGACGAAAAGCAGUCAGCUGUUGGCUCUUGGCCAAGUGAGUUCAGUGCAGACUUGGCUAACAAUGAAGGCACUCAUUCAAUAAGCAGGCGUUACUUGAGGGAUAAACACAUGCCAACAGAGAAUAUAUCCAUGCUGACCUCACCUAGUAUAUUUCAUAAACAGCCAUUUUUGCAGCAUGGCAUGAAGAGCGUGCUAAAUGACAGUGGCGUUGGCUUCUCAGAGCUGGACAGUGACCCUGCAACCCCAAGCAAACCUUCUUUUACCAAGUGCCCUGCCUCCCCUGAAUCAACCAAAGCCUCUCCCAAAGGCUCUCUCAAGGUGAGAGCCAGUACCCUUACCAGUUCAGUGUCAGCCCAGACUCCCUAUCACAACAUUCAUUCCAGUCUUCCCAGGAAAACCAAGCCUACCUCAUCUGCAUCUGUGGGCUGCAGCAGACAGGAAGGCAGACAUGAUGACUUCUUGCUUCAGGGAAGCAGCCAUUUUGAUCCCAGAGAGGUUGAGUUUCUUUCUGUUGGCAAGCCACCAAGAAGUGGUGCAACUAAUGGUUCCUCUAAGAAGUCUGGAGGGAACAGCAACAGCGUACCUCGACCACCAAAGUCACAAAUGUACUCCUCAGCUCAGAGGGUUGUGGAUGGUUGUGAGAAGUCCAGUAGCAGGAGGGGAGAUACUCUCAUCAAGCUACCACGACUCACCCGAGGCGCAACAACUCUAGGAACUGUUUCCAUCCCCCAGACUUCUGAAUCCAAAUGGAGUCAUGAAGCUGCUUCGGUGAUUGGUACACUGAGGUUUUCAUCCUUGGGGAAAAAGUCAAAUGGACCAAAAAGCAGCAUGGUCUCCAAGUCUGGUUCUGGAAACAUAUCUCCUCCUGCUUCACCAGUCAGACAGUCAAGCCAAGAGCAAAAGACCAGGACUGCGCUAUCUCCAAGUGCCUUAAAAACCUGCAGCAACACUGGAAAGUCCUCAUUCCCUAAAACAUCCAACUCAGAAGAGGAAUUCAGUGUCAGGAUCCGGGCAGAUUCAUUUUGCCACAGGACAUCCAGUUUCAAAACUGAACAUGGGUCUGCCAGGACAUCUUCGAGCCUGAAGACACGAGGGGCUAAAGCAGACUCUUCCAGGUACUAUGGGAGCCUGAUGUCUCUGGAAAGAUGUGACAGCCAAACCUUAGCAGGGUCCAAACCUGAGCUGUUCAGAGAGAACAGUGGUGCUACUUCAGGAGGUAGCAGCAGAUCCAACAGAUCAGUGCCAAGACUCGGGGUUCCAGCCUCCACCACCACAUCUGCUUCUUCUUCCCAACCUUGUGGUAUUUUUGCAGCUACUAGCAAACUUGGGCAGGUCCGAGGUGGCAGUGGAUCACGAGCAGCAGCUUCUGCUGGACUAAAGGUUCGAACACUGUCUACCAGCAGCUCCAAGAGCCUGAGCUCCUCCCCCAAACCCCCUGAUAACACAGCUGGACGUAAUGCCAGCCUGCCACCUACUGGUAAGUCCUCUGCUCGUUCUGGAACGGGAACCAAACCGGGAAGAGGCACCAUCAUGGGCACAAAACAGGCCAUCAGCAGGGCAGCGAACAGCCGGGUUAGCGAGCUAGCUGCUGGAGGCCAAAGGAAGCAGCUCGGCAGAGGGCCUGGAGCAACAGGAAGUGACUGUGCUGACAGCGGGACUAGUAGUGUCAGUGGAUCACCACUCAGCACACCAUUGCCAUCACCUUAUAGCAAGAUCACUGCGCCCCGGAGACCGCAGCGCUACAGCAGUGGACACGGCAGUGACAACAGCAGCAUUCUCAGCGGGGAGCUGCCGCCUGCAAUGGGACGCACUGCUCUUUUUUACCACAGUGGGGGCAGCAGUGGAUACGAGAGCAUGAUCCGAGACAGCGAGACAACCGGCAGCACGUCUUCAGCACAUGACUCCAUGAGUGAGAGCGGGGCGUCGUCAUCCAACAGAAGCAGGGUUUCUAAAUCACCCAAGAAAAGAGGAAAUGGUUUCCUGCGGCGGCGACUGAUCCCAGCUCCCCUGCCGGACACCUCGUCUCUGGGCAGGAAGGUUGGCGGUCAGUGGGUGGACCUGCCCCCUCUGGGCGGCACACUGAAGGAGCCCUUUGAGAUUAAGGUGUACGAGAUCGACGACGUGGAGCAUCUGCAGAGAAGAAAGGAGGUGGUGACAGGGUCAGAGCAGCCGUUCCAUGAUGUUGAAAAGGGUCUGCUCUACUUCAACGCCCGGCUCAGGAUGCUGGAGAAGAGGCAGCAGCAGAUCAGAGAGCUGAAGAGCAAACACGAGAGGCUGAAGGUGGAGCUGGAGGAGGCCAAGAGCCGGCUGAUGCUCCACCCGAGCAAAUGGAGCGGAGAGUUCGACGUGGACCAGGAGCUGGACCGGGAGUCCCAGGAGUACCUGGAGGCUCUGGCUCAGGUCACUGCGGAGCUGGAGUACUGCGUCAACCUCUGCAAGUCCCGCGUCAUGAUGGAGACCUGCUUCGACAUCGCCGUGACGACGGCUGCCGCUGCACAGGGAGGGCAGCAGGAGGUGGAGGUGUGAGAGGAAAACAUCUGUCAUACUCAUUCAUACAGAGAAAGUUCAACCUCAGAAAAAGUGGAUUGAAGGAGGCAGAAAAACUGUGAGCUGCAGAAAAUAACAGAACAAAAGAAAAGUGGGCUGACUGAACAUGUUGCUGACAGACUGAUGGACGAGCUCCUGGAUUUAGUUUCCACUCAGACAAGCUGCUGGUCCUGGAUCAGAUUAACGAACAGAUGUGGAAGUGCCUUUCUAUUUAUGAUCUAAUUUAACAUUUAUUUAAGUAUUAUUUUCCUUAUUUAUGAUGCUUUUGUAUUCAUCCUCUGGGUUUUUACGGUGCUGAUAUUAAUAUAUUAGUUAUGCAACACGAUUGGGAGCAGACUGUGAGUUUAUAUGGUGAAAACAGCCUUUAGGUUUUUGCAAGAAAAGGAGAAACAACAGAAGAGAAGUUAUUUAAUUAGUAUGAUAAACCUCAGAUCAUUUUGCUGCCUUUGACACUGACUCAGAGUUUCUGUGGUUUGUCUCAGAUUGCAGAUGUUGGUUUGUGUUUCUGCUGGUUGUCAGAUCGAUAUUUUACUGCAGGAAGGCGGAAAAUCAGAAGGAAAAAAAAACAAACUUCCUCUCUGAGCCAUAACUCAGUGAGACCACUCAUAUGAUUUUUAGAUUUUUAGUUUCUGAGGAUGUCAUUAUCUCUCAUUAUCCAGUGAGAGUAAACUGUCAGAAAUCCACUUAGAAAUCAGACAAAGUCCUGCCUGAGAGUCAUCCUGUUUUUAGGUUUAGAAGCUGCUCAGAGUUCGGCUGCUUUAGAAUGCCUGAUUGGCAGAAAUAUCAAAUCUAAUGAUGUUGUGCACUGAGGCGAGAAUGUUCCAGCUGGUUGUCAGAACCCCACUUUUGAUGGCCAGGAUCGGGUUGUAGCAGCUGUUUGUUCAUCCUGUGUUCUUAGUAACUAAACCGAUGCUGCAGCAGUGAAGUAUUAUAGAUGUUGUAACUUGUAAGGUCUUAAGUCCCGUGUGAAUUUGUGACUAAAACAUUGCAGCUUUCUAUCAGAAAGUGUAAACAAGGACGCCAACUGCACCUGAUGACGUUUCCAACUGUGAACCUGCCUGAAAUCCUGCACUCAGCUGAAUAAAUGUGGAGCAGUGGGGCUGUAGGUAAAGUAAGGAAGGCGAGUUGACCCAACAAUGACCAGUCCAGCGUAUAAACCUUCAUGUCAAGAUCCAGCUGUGCAGCGUCAUGUCUGACCAACUGAUUUCCAGUUGAUUCUUCUAGACAGUCAAAUGGACACAGACAUGUGAAACUGGCACGUUUUUAACCCUCCUGUUUUCAUUUAUGGGCACCAAAAAAUAUUGUUUCCUUGUCUGAAAAAAAUCCAAAAAUUCAGCAAAAAAUUCCCCAAAUUUCUGAAAAUUUGCAAAACCUUCAGGAAGAAAAUUCCAAUAAUUCCUUAAAAGUUUCCCUUGAAAUUUUUACUUUUUAAAAAGAACUAAUUUGGCAAGAAAAUUCUUGUAAAUAUUUUUUUAAAUGGGUAAAAAUCUCCAAAAAAAUCCUAAAAAUACCAGCAAAACUUCUAUUUUCUUUAAAAAAACAUUCACAAAGAUUGAUUUUUUUUUUUGUGAAUGUUUUUUCUUUCCCUCCAAAAAAUUUUUUUUUUAAAUUUCCCAAAAAUGUUGAAAAUGUGGACAUCUGAAGUUUCAAUGUGUAAAUACAUUUUUAAAUCACAUUUUCAGACUAUGAAAUGACCCGCAGGACAACACAAGGGAUAAAUGGAGUUCGGUUGGAAGAAUGGCAAAGUGUCCGUCCGUCCAUUCUCUAUACACCGCUUUAUCCUCACUAGAGUCGCUGGAGUCUAUCCCAGCUGACUCGGGCAAAGGCAGGGGACACUCUAGACAGGUCGCCAGUCUGUCACAGGGCUACAUAUACAGACACACAAUCACACUCAUAUUCCCACCUACGGUCAAUUUAGAGUAUCCAAUUACUGUAACCUCAGCAUAUUUUUGGACUGUGGGAGGAAGCUGGAGUACCCGGAGAAAACCCACACAUGCACAGGGAGAACAUGCAAACUCCAUGCAGAAAGAUCCCAGGCCCACCCCGGGAUUUGAACCAGAGAUCUUCUUGCUGCAAGGAGAAAGUGGUAAACACUACUGCACUGUGCAGCCCAUUGCAAAGUGUAAAAUCAUCAAAACUGUUCCUGGAUUUUAAUAACAACAACAACAAUAAUAAUAAUCCAUUUUAUUUGUAAGUACCUUUCUUGGCACCCGAAGUUGCUUUACAAGAAAAACAAAUGCAACAAAACAGAUAAAAACCAUACAUAGAGAAAGGCCUUUGGAGAGAAUAAAGUGUUCAGUGUAGGGAACGUGAAAAGAAAAACGCUGCAGAUGUUCUGGCUGAAGUUUGGCAUCAAGAUUAAGGAAGUCUGCAGCUUUCUAGAUGGAGUUUGGUAGAAAAAAUGAUAAAGAAACUGACUGGAGUUUGGAGAAAAGUGGAAAUUUUGUUGGUGUAAAAUCUAAUCCGCAUGACUUGGAUAUCAGCUGAAAAUCAACUGAGAAACAAAAAGAUUUUUACAAUUAAAACUCUUCUAAAAGAAAAGCUUUGAAUCAGUUUUCAUAGUUGAGAUUUUUUUAUUGAUCGUCUUCAGGAUGAUUCAUCAAAUCAAUACAAAAGUCUUGAGUGUAAAAUCAGCUGGAGUCAGACUGUUUCUUUGAUUGUUUUCAUUUUGUAAGUUGUUCUCUUUGUCCGUCUCUUUUUAAACCUUCUCAGGCUCUUCUUAAAGUUGCUGCAUGAAACUUUUUCUCCUUUCUUAUGUGACAUUCGAUCUUUGUUUCUAACGUUUUGUGUUUGUCGGAGGACGAGACAUUUUGCCAAACUUGAUUUUUAAAGUGAAGUUCCUCUGCUAAUGUGAGACCUUUAAUAAUAUAUUCAGACCUUUUUUUAUUUGUUUUUGUACUGUACAGUUUUCUAAUUAUUUGUAAAGAAAAGAGGAGCGUGUGGAACGGAGUGGAAAUGUACAGGACAAGUGGAUCGCCUCGUGUCAUACAUGUUAAUAAAGAUAAGAGUCUUUUUGGUUAAA